Molecule: messenger RNA, 1476 nt
Organism: Ostreococcus tauri
Lineage: Eukaryota; Viridiplantae; Chlorophyta; Mamiellophyceae; Mamiellales; Bathycoccaceae
Product: GPI mannosyltransferase
Exons: 1
Coding region: 1-1476 (491 amino acids)
Biological process (GO): protein N-linked glycosylation
Cellular component (GO): endoplasmic reticulum membrane
Molecular function (GO): alpha-1,6-mannosyltransferase activity
Source: RefSeq, a predicted model, not a curated record
AUGGAUGGUUUCGAUCGUCUCCUCCUCGUCCUCGCCCUCGCGUACGUCGCGAUCGCGCCGUGGUGCAAGGUUGAGGAAUCUUUCGCGCUUCAAGCGACGCAUGACUUCUUGCACGCGGAAUCGACGCGCGACGUGGAGACGUUCGAUCAUCGGGCGUUCCCGGGCGUGGUGCCAAGGACGUGCGUUCCGUCGUUAGCGCUCGCGGUGACGUCUUGGGUGCCGGUUCGAGCGAUUCAAAUGAUUACGGGCGGAGCGGCGGCGACGAAGGCGUCGGAGCAAGUGGUGACGCGGAUGGUGUUGGCGUUCGUGUCGGUGAGGUCGUACGGACGGUUUAGAGAGGGUGUAAACGCUGCGUUCGGAUCCACGGUGUCGGCGUUCACGGCGAUCGCGUGUGCGGUAGAGUUUCAUUGUAUGUUUUACGCCUCGCGGCCGCUCAUGAAUGUCUUCGCCAACGCGUGCGCGAUGAGAGGUUUAGGGUGGUGGAUUCGAGCGACGGCGACGAGAAACGAGAGGUGCGUCGAUCGCGGCGUGGUUUUGUUGACGGUGGCGACGUUUUUGUUGCGAUGCGACGUUGUUUUGAUGCUCGGCGCUGUUGGUUUGCACAUGUUGGCGACGCGGUUGAUUUCGUUUCGGCGAGCGGUGUGGCUCGGCGGAGGUACCGCAUUGAUGACGAUCGCGACGUCGGUCAUCGUCGACUCGUGGUUUUGGGGCGAGCUCGUGUGGCCCGAGGGUGCGGUGCUAUAUUACAACACCGCGCUGAACAAGAGCUCGAAUUGGGGGACAUCACCUUGGCACUGGUACUUCUCUUCGGCGCUGCCGAAGAGUUUGCUCUUCGCCUAUCCGCUCGCAUUGGUUUCCGUGUUCUUCGAGCGACGCGUUCGUCCUGUGAUGUUCGUCUGCGCAUUCUACGUCGGCCUUUACAGUUUCUUACCACACAAGGAACUACGAUUCAUCUUUCCGACGCUCCCGCUAUUUAAUCUUGCCGCGGCAACGGUUUUGGCGCGCGCGUGGAACAAUCGAGCCAAGCGACCGCUCGUCACGAUGUGCGCUCUUGGUGGUUUGUGCGCCAGCGCCGCGCUCGUGAUCGCAUUCACGAUGGCUUCGGCGGUAAAUUAUCCAGGAGGCGAGGCGUUUCACCGUCUCCAUCACGACGCGAUCGUGGCGCCUCGACCGGGACGCGUACACGUAGACGUUCCAGCAGCAAUGACGGGCGUGAGUCGCUUCGGUGAAUCCGCGAGCGCUUCUUCGGGAUGGUCCUACAGUAAAAUCGAGGACCUAGACGUGGAUGAUUUCUACGAUCUCGGUUUCGACUAUUUGCUCAACGCGCACAAAGUUGUGCCCGGAUACGACGCGGUGUAUGUUGCGAGCGGAUACGACGGGAUGCGAGUCGAUCUGCGCAUGUUCCCACCGUUGCGCGCCAAGACGAAACCGGAGAUCUUCAUCCAUCGUCGACGACGCGGCGCAGACCAGAGUUGA